AUGCCUGAACCAGCAAAGUCUGCGCCCAAGAAGGGCUCUAAGAAGGCCGACACCAAGACCGCCGGGAAGGGAGGAAAGAAGCGCAGAAAGUCCAGGAAGGAGAGUUACGCUAUCUACGUGUAUAAAGUCCUGAAGCAGGUUCAUCCUGACACCGGUAUUUCUUCUAAGGCCAUGGGCAUCAUGAACUCUUUCGUCAACGACAUCUUUGAGCGCAUCGGCGGUGAGGCAUCUCGUCUCGCUCACUACAACAAGCGCUCCACCAUCACCUCCAGAGAGAUCCAGACCGCCAUCCGUCUGCUGUUGCCCGGUGAGCUGGCCAAACACGCCGUGUCUGAGGGAACCAAGGCCGUGACAAAGUACACAAGCUCCAAAUAA
Molecule: messenger RNA, 375 nt
Organism: Triplophysa rosa
Lineage: Eukaryota; Metazoa; Chordata; Actinopteri; Cypriniformes; Nemacheilidae
Product: histone H2B-like
Exons: 1
Coding region: 1-375 (124 amino acids)
Cellular component (GO): nucleosome
Molecular function (GO): structural constituent of chromatin; protein heterodimerization activity; DNA binding
Source: RefSeq, a predicted model, not a curated record